Brachypodium distachyon (stiff brome) is the source of this 1258-nucleotide messenger RNA. RefSeq lists its product as uncharacterized. Lineage: Eukaryota; Viridiplantae; Streptophyta; Magnoliopsida; Poales; Poaceae. Bases 177 to 917 code for a protein of 246 amino acids. The record is from RefSeq and is a predicted model, not a curated record. The transcript has 3 exons.
UGUGCAGCACAUGCUCGCAUAUAAGUACGUACGUGCCGCGCUACGCUUCAAGGCAGUAAGAUCAGCCAUCUUCACGUUCCAUUUUGUUGUGCACCACGCGCGGCAGCUCUUCCUCUGUCCCACAGAGCGUCCAUUGAAGCUAGCUGUAGUGUUCUUGCUUAGCAGCCAACUAACCAAUGGGGAGGAGGUUGCCGGCGUUGUGCCGCGGUCGGGCGGCGACGCGGGUGAGGAAGCGCGUGAGCUACUGCUCCUCCAAGCUGCUGCCCGCGGUGACCAGCUGCGGCAGCAGCACGAUCAAGAAUGCUGCAGCAGCAGGAGCUGGAGGCUGGUACGGUGGCAAUGGCGCCGCCGCAUCUAUGGUUGGCAUGGGCGGCGGGCGGCGGGUGAUGGUGGUCGCUGACGGGCGGGCGGAGGCGGUAGGCGCGCUCGAGUGGGCGCUGUCGCAGGCCGUCCGGAGCAACGACGCUGUCCUGCUUCUCGCCGUCGUCAAGCCGGACCUCGCAGAUGCGGGUGCUGAUGGCUGCGUGAAGAUGUCAAGGACGAGGUGCUAUGAACACCUCGAUGCCAUGAGGAGCUUGUGUGAAUCUACCAGGCCAGAGGUGAGGGUGGAGGUGUGCGUGGUUGAGGCGGAGGAGCGCGCGCCGGCGGUGGUGGACGCGGCGAGGCGGCACGGCGCGUCGCUGCUGGUGCUGGGCCAGAGCCGGCGGGCGGCGACGGCGCGCUGGAUCAUGGGCCUGUGGCCGGCGGCGGCGAAGCGUCAGUGCAGCAGCAGCGGCGGGCGGCGGCGGGGAAUCGGCGGCCUGGUGGAGCAUUGCAUCGAGCACGCGCCGUGCGAGGCGCUGGGCGUGCGCCGCCGGAGCUCCGGCGGGUACCUCGUCUCCAGCAAGCGCCACAAGGACUUCUGGCUACUCGCUUAGCUGAAAUACUCCAGCUACCCAGGGAUCGCUUCUCUGCUCGUGGUAAUCAAGGUAGGUGACGGAUGGGUUACAGCGAAGGGCUCCGGCUGGCUGGACGGUGAUCAGCAAUGUGUCUACUGGCCAAAGAUUGUUGUUUUUUCCUUUUUUUUCAAAAAGAAAGUCAUAGCUCUCCAUACUCGGAUCUGCCAAAGAUCAGUAAUCUACCGGCUGUAGUAAGAAAAUGUCGGUUAAUUAAACAUGUACAACAUGUUGCUGGGAAGUGGGAACCAUGCGUAUGGAUUAUCUGGUCUGUAAAAGCAACAGAUAGCUCUCAACAUGCAAUUGUCUCCCCCUUCAAAAAA